Funneliformis caledonium is the source of this 1284-nucleotide messenger RNA. The record is from the annotation of a GenBank genome assembly. Lineage: Eukaryota; Fungi; Glomeromycota; Glomeromycetes; Glomerales; Glomeraceae.
AUGAGAUUACCCCCUGAAGAUAAAGGAUAUGAUGUUGGAACAUUGCUUAUUAAUUCUAUUACCGCCGAAGGGUUAGAUGAGUAUUAUGCAAAUCGAAGUAUUUACUUGACGUUAACCUUAACCAAUACAGAAAUCGAACAAGAUACUGAGGUGACCAACGAAUUUCCACCCACAUGGCUCGAACCACGAUCAAUAAAUGACACGAAAAAUCGUAUGGAAUUCGCAGUAUUUCGUCGAUACAGAACUUCACUUAAAAUUACACUUAGAUAUAAAGGAAUAUUUGGAAUUUAUCAUACCGUGGGCACAGUGGAAUAUUGGUUAAGAAACAUUAAAGAUUGUCGUGAGACAGAAGUAGAAAUACCUAUGUUUGAGAGUUUACCCAAAUAUUUUCCUACUUUAGAUGUAACUGGAUCCGAUCAAAGUUUUGAUAAUGAGCUUUCCAUACCUAUAUGUGAAUCACCUACUUCAUUUAAUAUUAAGAAGGCUAAUUUGGAAAAAGAGUUAUCAAACUUGUCAGAGAGAGCAACUGAGAAAUUACCAUCAAUUGUGAAUUCAACAAACGCGAUUCCGCCUGAAGAAUUUGGUGAAUCAUCAUCACAAAAGACUCAUAACGAAAUACAAAAGUAUAAUAAUGACUUGGAUUUUACUAAAUCAAAUGUUGGCAAGUUGUCUCAACUUAACGGAAGCAAUGACGAUAUGUCUCUGAAUAAUAGUGCAGCCGAUUCUGAUGUCUCAACGUCGCAACAUAGCAAAAAUAAGCAAUCCGUAAAAUCAUUUGGUAAUACUCCAGCGGCUAACAUCCCAGAGGAGGCAUUGUUAUCAGAAGUUUCUCCUAAAAGUCCACAAGAAUCAUCUACCACAACAACAGAAAAUCUUGCAAAUAAUUUAGAUUCUUAUAAAAUUAAAGGAUAUUUAAAGUUUAAAGUAUAUUUCAGACCAGGAUUAUCAUUAGCGCAUGAAAAUGAUGUUGAACGUAGUUUAACAGGAGCCAAUGCAAGUAUCUUGUACCAAAAUCCUUUCUGCACGAUGGAGGAUAUUGAAGAGCAACAAAAAAGAGAACGUGAACAAAGAAGGCAAGCUACAAAUAUGUAUAAAGAAAGAUCCAUACCAAGUGGUGAAACUUAUGAAUCUGAAACGGGAAUGGAAAGAAGAAUUAAUAGAGUACAUAGACGUAGAACCAUGAGACAAUUACAGUGGGUUAAAGAUUUGGUAAAAGCCAAGGUUGUUUCCAUAAGCGGAAGACGUGAAUGGGAAGAUCAAGAAAUUAUUGAACAUGAAGUAUAA